AUGGCUUUGCCCGGCAAAAAAGUGUUGCCAGAUGAGCCUGGGAGCGGCACCGCCGCCGCCCGCCCCGGCGACCUUGUGUUGCUCCACUAUGAGGGAGCGCUGGCCGGCGAUGGCAGCCUCUUUGACAGCACGCGCGGCGGGCAGAUGUACCUUGAUGGCGGCAAGGGCGCCCUGCGGCCCGUCGCCAUCCGCCUGGGCGGCGCGCCAGUGCCGGGCGUCUGCGAAGGCCUUCAGCGGGGGGUGGAGGGCAUGGUGGUGGGCGGGCGCCGCACCUUCCUGGUGCCGGCCGCCCUCGGCUUUGGCGGCAGCACCGUGCGGGGGCCCUACGGCAUUGUGCCCGGUGGCUCGACGCUGCGUUACGAGGUGGAGCUGCUGCGGCUGUCCCGCCAGGGCCCCGACGCGCUCAUGACCGGCAUCGCGCAGUGCGGGGCGGGCGCUGUGAACGAGCGCACCGCCGGCUGUGCCGACAUCAAGCCCGCAGAGUUUGUGUAG
Molecule: messenger RNA, 492 nt
Organism: Chlorella variabilis
Lineage: Eukaryota; Viridiplantae; Chlorophyta; Trebouxiophyceae; Chlorellales; Chlorellaceae
Exons: 3
Coding region: 1-492 (163 amino acids)
Cellular component (GO): chloroplast
Molecular function (GO): peptidyl-prolyl cis-trans isomerase activity
Source: RefSeq, a predicted model, not a curated record